CUCCUCAUCACCCUCCAAAUCAAGAAAAGAAAAAAAAAAAAAAAAAAAAGAAAUCGAACACCGAAAAAUGGAGUCAUUGCCACCGCCACCGCCGUACAGUGGAGAUCAAACGGUGGAGCAACCGCCGAAAACCGAGAAUUCCGACCAUAACUACUCAAAGCAAAAAGUAGUACUCAACCUUUUCGACGACACAAAUAAUAAUAAACCUCAAAACUCCGGAUCACCGGAGCAGCGUGUGUUUUCUUGCAACUACUGCAACAGAAAAUUCUACAGCUCGCAGGCUCUCGGCGGCCACCAAAAUGCCCACAAACGCGAGAGGACGAUCGCGAAGAGGGGCGGCGGCGCAGCCGCCGCCUUCAUCCACCACGACGCGGCGGCGGGGUACGGCCGCUACCCUGUACACGUGUCGUCCUUCAAUAGGUCUCUUGGGGUUCAGGCUCACUCCAUGAUACAUAAACCAAGUUUUUCAGCGGCCUCAAUGUCAUAUGGGCAUUCCGGAUGGGCGGCAAGAAAGCAGGUGGGUUCGUCGUCGUCUGGCGGCGGGGCAGCUAGGUUCGACGGUGGUCGGAGUUUUUCUCCGGCGGCCGAUGGAGUUGGUGGUUUUAGAUGGGAUAGUGGCAGUUCUCGUUUGAAGACUAGUCAUCAUUAUCAUCAUCAAGAUGAGUUGAAAACGUUGGAUUUAUCUCUUAAACUCUAAUUUUAGUUUCUUAAUUAAUUGUCUUAAAUUAUUUUCUUUUGUUCUUCCUUUGAUUUUGUUCAUAUUAUUUUUAAUAAUUUAUUUCCUACUUGAAAAAAGAUUUCUUAUUAGGAUGAAUAUAUUAGUUCUUUUCAAUAA
Molecule: messenger RNA, 835 nt
Organism: Erythranthe guttata (spotted monkey flower)
Lineage: Eukaryota; Viridiplantae; Streptophyta; Magnoliopsida; Lamiales; Phrymaceae
Product: zinc finger protein 3
Biological process (GO): negative regulation of abscisic acid-activated signaling pathway
Source: RefSeq, a predicted model, not a curated record